GAGGAAAUAAAAUACAGGAAAAUCAGUGGGAUAAAAGCCGUCAUCUUCUGUUUAUAUUCUAAAAACAGAGUUUCAAUAUUGAAGGGAAAAACUCAAAAUAAAACAAACAAAACAGAAACAAAAAAUUUAAAAAUAAAGAGGAGGAGGAAAGGAUAAAUUGCUCUGCAAAUUUCGAAAGCCUCACUGGUUUUCCCUAAUUUGAUUCUCUGAUUCCAUUAGCUGGGAUCAGAGGAUCAACCCCUCAAAAUCUUCAUUCAAAACCCAAAGCAAAUUAAUAAAUAAAUGAUAUCCAGUGCCAUGCAAUAAACGUUCUUCAUUGAAGUUGAAGAAAUAAAGCUUUGGUUUCUGAGUGAUUUUAAAGCAAUGGGUGUUUCUCAAAAUGAAGCUAAAAUGGAAGGCUGGUUAUAUACAAUACGUUCUAAUCGUAUUGGCUUACAGUUCUCUCGCAAAUGUUACUUCAUUCUUCAUAACAAUGUUCUCAAAAGCUAUAAAGCCACCCCCAUUUCUGAAGAAGAGGAGCCUGUUAGAAGUGCUAUAAUUGAUUCAUGCAUUCGGGUCAAAGAUGACGGAAGGGCAAGCAUAAACAAGAAGGUCUUCUUCAUUUUCACCAUUUACAGCACUUCAGUUGAUAAUGAGCAGCUUAAGUUAGGCGCGACUAGCUCAGAGGACGCAGCAAGGUGGAUUCGUUGCUUGAAGGAUUCAGCGUUAAAGGAAUCUCCAUGUCUUGCAAAGAAUAUUUCAGCUUCUCCUAAGAAGAUAUGGUCAUCUUUGAGAUUGACUAAUUCAAAGAGAACACACAGCAAGGACUCUGUCCAUUGGCCUUUCCACUCAUCUGUUCAUUCCGAGGCAAUGACAUCCGAUGUUGUUGCACCCUCACCUUGGAAAAUAUUUGGUUGUCAGAACGGGUUACGGCUUUUCAAAGAAUCAAAAGACAAGAAUACUCGUGGAUGGCAUUGGAAUGAUAUUCCAGCAAUAAUGGCUGUCGGUGUGGUUGAUGGGACCUCAGAGGCAAUUUUCCGUGUUGUCAUGUCUCUUGGUCCCUCAAGAUCAGAAUGGGAUUUCUGCCUCUACCAUGGCAGUGUGGUCGAGCACGUUGAUGGUCAUACGGAUAUCAUUCACAAGAAGUUAUAUAGCGACUGGCUACCAUGGGGAAUGAAACGAAGAGAUUUAUUACUUCAACGCUAUUGGAGACGAGAGGAUGAUGGCACAUACGUGAUUCUUUACCACUCCGCGUCUCACAAGAAGUGUCCACCUCAAAAUGGCUAUGUCCGUGCUCGUCUAAAAAGUGGGGGAUAUGUUAUCACUCCGGUGAACAACGGAAAACAGUCACUUGUGAAACACAUGCUUGCUAUAGAUUGGAAGUUCUGGAAAUUUUAUCUCCGAACUCCGGCUGCUAGAUCUUUGACGAUUCGUAUGCUUGAGAGAGUUGCAGCCUUACGGGAGCUGUUCAAAGCAAAACAAGGAAAUUAUCCUCCUGAAUGCUUGUCCAUGGAGUGGACGAGUGAUGCACACUUGCCUCAAUUAGAAAAAGAGGAUAUUAAGAUUGAUACUCAAAGCCCCGAAGAGACAAUAAAGAUUGAGGAGGAUGUUCUAAUGGAGGUUGAGGCAGCAAAACCACCAUCCGGGCGUGUAAGUCUAUUGCGUCUGAAUCAAGAACCGGAUGAGUUCUUUGAUGUUCCUGAAGCAGAUGAAUUCUUGGAUUAUGAUCGCUUGGAGAGUGACUGGUCUCCUGAAUCAAGUUCUCCGAAAAUACCACAGCCAAAAAUAACAUCAGCAGCCGGUCUAGUGAGAAAAUUGCAUGGUCUUGCAACUCAAAAGAAAGGUUACACAGAAUUACAAGAGGUGGCUCGGGAAGACAGCGUAGUCUUCUCCUACGGAACCUCUCUCCAAAAGGACCCGACCUUUACUUCACCAUGCAGUUGGUCAGCCGGAGACCCUUCUUCAUUUUUGAUACGCAGUAAAACUUACCUGAAAGACAACAGAAAGAUUAAAGCAAAUGGAACGUCGAUGCAAAUGGUUGGGGCAGACUGGCUAAUAUCUGACAAACGAGAAGAUGAUUUAGGCAGUCGAGUUGGUGGUAUUGUUCAGAAAUACGCUGAACGCGGUGGACCAGAAUUUUUCUUUAUCAUCAAUAUGCAGAUUCCUGGUUCACCGACAUAUACAUUAGCACUGUACUACAUGAUAAAAACUCCCAUUGAAGAUCACCCAUUGCUGUACAAGUUCGUCAAUGGAGAUGAUGCCUAUAGAAACUCAAGAUUUAAGCUCAUACCAUACAUUUCUAAGGGAUCAUGGAUAGUCAAACAAAGUGUUGGAAAGAAAGCUUGCUUACUCGGUCAAGCUCUCAAUACUCAUUAUUUCCGUGGGAAAAAUUACUUGGAGGCUGACAUAGAUGUUGGGUCUUCGACGGUGGCUCAGGGUGUAGCUAAUCUUGUCCUCGGAUAUCUCAACAAUUUGGUCGUAGAAAUGGCAUUUAUAAUACAGGGUAAUACACAAGAGGAGUUACCGGAAACCCUCCUCGGAACAUGCCGUCUUAAUCAUCUCGAUCAAUCGAAAGCUCACAUAGCAAUGCCAUGAGCAAGAAAAGAAACCAGAAAAUCAUCGAAUCAAACUGGCUUAGUCAUCCCAAUCUAUUGGAAGCUCACAUACCAUUACCAUGAACUAUUGAGAGGUUGAAUCGAAUACCAAAUCAUGUAUAGGUCCCCUUUUUUGUUGUUAAUUUUCUUUCCUUACCAUCCAAUCAAAAUGAAAUUAAAAAUAUGAGUCCAUUUUUUUAUUGUUUGGUAGGGUUUCAUGUAUUAAGCUACAAUGCAAUUCUCAUCCUUUAUUAUGUAAAGAAAAUUGGUGAGUAUUUGGUAUAUUUUAUUCUAUAAGUAAUUUUUAAAAA
Molecule: messenger RNA, 2884 nt
Organism: Gossypium arboreum
Lineage: Eukaryota; Viridiplantae; Streptophyta; Magnoliopsida; Malvales; Malvaceae
Product: protein ENHANCED DISEASE RESISTANCE 2-like
Exons: 21
Coding region: 364-2574 (736 amino acids)
Molecular function (GO): lipid binding
Source: RefSeq, a predicted model, not a curated record